CAUUUGUCUCAUUCAGUAUGCGAUCGCCACAUCGCGACUGCCAGUAAGUAGAACGUUUUUGAUUCAUGAGAUUUUGGUUAACAGACCUUUUGCGCGUCAACAGGACGAUGAAGGCACUUGGUCUGUAAAAUAGGACGCAUUUUUCACGGACUGGUCAUUACUAUAUCGGUUAUGGAACAAAGAGGACAACGCAGAUCCCGGAGGGAGCGACACUGUUGGUUUGCCAUCAUGGUGGUUUUGGACGUUUUAUGGAGUGGAGCUUUUGCUCACAUCAGAUAUUCUAUAUCCGAGGAGGUUGAAGAAGGAACCGUUGUCGGCAAUAUUGCUAAGGAUCUGGGUCUAGAUAAGAGUGUACUGAGAGAGCGAGGAUAUCGCAUUGUAGCAGGUUCGACUGAACCCUUGUUUCAGGUGAAUCAAAACGAUGGUAUCCUGCAUGUCAAAAGGAGGAUAGACAGGGAGGAGGUAUGCGAACGGACCAGCCCAUGUUUGAUCCAGCUGAAAACGGUACUGGAAACCCCCCUGGAGAUUCACUAUGUGGCAGUGGAAAUACUGGAUAUAAAUGAUCACGCGCCUGUUUUUCCAGAGAGGGAAAAGCGGCUCGAGAUUUCUGAGUCGGCUCUAGCAGGAGCGAGAUUUCAACUACAAGCAGCGCGCGACCUAGAUGUCGGCCUGUUCUCGAUUCAACAAUAUAAGCUCAGCCAUAGUGAAUAUUUUAGGGUAGAAGUCAAGGAUAGAGGCGCAGACCGUAAAGUGCCAUUUUUAGUUCUGCAGAAGCAACUUGAUAGAGAAACGACUGGCAGACAUAAGCUGCGUCUCACAGCCGUUGAUGGAGGAAAACCGGUGAAGUCUGGUGAUAUAGAAAUAGUUGUGGAUGUACUUGAUGUUAAUGACAACUCGCCAGUGUUCAAUGACGAUCUGUAUUCUGCCACACUACAAGAAAACGCCCCCAUUGGCACCCUAGUGAUUCAGGUAAAUGCAACUGAUUUGGAUUACGGUGCAAACGGUGAUGUCACAUAUUCAUUUGGUAAUGAAGUUGAUUCCACAUUAAUGGAGCUCUUUAGUAUUGACCCAGAGACAGGGGAAAUUCAAGUAACAGGUCCGAUAGAUUUCGAGAAAAGUAAAAGUUAUGAAAUUGACAUAAAAGCAUCUGACAGAGGACAAGUUCCACUGACAACUGCUAAAAGUGUUAUGAUAACUAUUAUUGACGUUAAUGAUAAUGCUCCUGAGAUAGAAGUGACAUCGUUUUCUAGCUCCAUCAAGGAAGAUUCUAAAAUUGGAACGACCGUGGCCCUCAUUAGCGUCAGUGAUUUAGACUCGGGCAUCAAUGGUAAAGUAAUUUGCACAAUCAAAGAAGGUGUUCCUUUUACUUUAUCACCUUCGUUGCAAGAAAACAUGUACGCUGCCGUAACAAGUAAGCAGUUGGACAGGGAAAAUAUUUCUCAAUAUUACGUCACAAUUACUGCCAAAGAUACAGGCGACCCCUCCUUUGUAACGGAAAAGACAAUAAGCGUCAUUAUAUCAGAUGUGAAUGACAACCGUCCAGAGUUUUUAUCAAGCCCUUAUACAUUUUAUAUCACUGAAAAUAACAGCCCAGCCGCGUCAGUAUUUUCAGUAAAAGCAUCUGAUCGUGAUGAAAAUGAUAAUUCUCUCGUCUCAUAUCACUUUGUGAGAGAUAUGGGUGGAGAUAAAGUGUCCUCGUUUUUAAACAUAAAUUCUGAAAAUGGAGACAUUAUGGCGUUAAAACGGUUCGACUUUGAAACACUGAAAACUUUCCAGUUCCACGUUGUUGCCUCAGAUUCCGGAACUCCGUCACUGAGCAGCAACGUCACAGUGAACGUGUUCAUUCUGGAUCAGAACGACAACGCUCCAGUCAUCCUGUAUCCAGUCAGCUCCAACGGUUCUGCUCAAGGUGUGGAGGAGAUUCCCCGCAAUGUGAACGCAGGAUACGUGGUGACUAAAGUCAGAGCCUAUGACGCUGAUAUAGGAUAUAACGGCUGGUUACUGUUUUCACUGCAGGAAGUCACUGAACACAGUCUCUUUACUUUGGAUCGCUAUACAGGACAGAUCAAAACACUACGUCCAUUCACAGAGACAGACGAGGCUGAACAUAAACUGGUCAUACUGGUCAAAGACAAUGGGAACGUUUCACUCUCAGCAACAGCUACUGUCAUUGUCAAAGUUGUGGAGCCCAAAGAAGCUUUUGCAGCUUCUGAUGUCAAAAGCUCAACAAAAUCAGAUGAGGACACUAAUGUGACUUUUUACCUGAUGAUAACUUUGGGCUCAGUUUCAGCUCUUUUUCUCAUCAGUAUCAUUGUGUUGAUUGCAAUGCAGUGUUCAAAGACCACAGACUAUACUUCUAAAUAUCUACAAGAGGCUAAUUAUGAUGGAACACUGUGCCACAGCAUCCAGUACAGAUCUGGAGACAAACGUUACAUGUUAGUUGGACCCAGGAUGAGUAUAGGAUCUACUAUAGUUCCAGGAAGCCAUGCGAAUACACUCGUGCUCCCUGACAGGAGGAGAACAUGUGAAGAGGUAAGAUGA
Molecule: messenger RNA, 2541 nt
Organism: Solea solea (common sole)
Lineage: Eukaryota; Metazoa; Chordata; Actinopteri; Pleuronectiformes; Soleidae
Product: protocadherin alpha-3-like
Exons: 1
Coding region: 172-2541 (789 amino acids)
Biological process (GO): homophilic cell-cell adhesion
Cellular component (GO): plasma membrane
Molecular function (GO): calcium ion binding
Source: RefSeq, a predicted model, not a curated record